Molecule: messenger RNA, 2483 nt
Organism: Clarias gariepinus (North African catfish)
Lineage: Eukaryota; Metazoa; Chordata; Actinopteri; Siluriformes; Clariidae
Product: sodium/hydrogen exchanger 9B2
Exons: 14
Coding region: 234-1865 (543 amino acids)
Biological process (GO): proton transmembrane transport
Cellular component (GO): membrane
Molecular function (GO): antiporter activity
Source: RefSeq, a predicted model, not a curated record
ACAUUAUAACGCGUAUGAUGCGAGUGAGCCGAAAAGGAGACGAACAUACUGACGUGAUGAAUUAAAAGAAGAAGAAUUAUCCGUUCGCUGCACUUCGUGUACCAGCCAGGUCCCGAAUCGGUGGUGUGUCAUAGGCUGCCGGUAGGUCCGCCUCGUUAGUGAGCAGGAAGUGGAGGGUGAACUUCCUCAAUGGUCAGAGCACUAGGUCAGUGAUGAAGUGAUCUCACUGUAUUAUGGAUCAUGCUAAGCUUCAACCUGAUUCGUCCCACUCGGUGGAGGACGAAGCUCGUGUGGUGGGAAACCAUGCAGAGCACUGUUCAGAUAAUCAGACGUUCCAGGCGUUGAUGAUUGAGGACACGGGAGAGGCCGAGGUGCAGAGAGCCGUACACUCGAUAGACGCCUUCACCAACACGGAGCAAAAGCAACGAUGCUGUUUGUGGCUGAGGAAGCGAUGUCCAUGUCCUCCCCGCGGCCUACUCGCAUCAUGUAUUACCAAAGCAUCCAUGGCUGCAGUGUUAUAUGGAGUGGUUUGGUCCAUCACUGAGCACGAAUGUCUUCCUGGAGGAAACCUCUUCGGCAUCAUCACCGUGUUAAUCUGCUCUCUGAUUGGAGGGAAGCUGGUGGGAUUUGUCAGAUUACCCCGGCUCCCACCCCUCCCCCCUCUCCUGGGUAUGUUGGUAGCAGGUCUCCUUCUCAGGAACAUCCCCGUGGUAACAGAGGCUGUUUACAUUAACUUUAAAUGGUCUACUUCACUCAGAAACAUCGCCCUUGCUGUUAUUUUGACCCGAGCUGGCCUGGGAUUGGAUGCCUCGGCCCUGAAAAAGCUGAAGGCGGUGUGUGUCCGUGUAGCUGUGGGUCCAUGUCUAAUUGAAGCCUCAACUGUGGCUCUGCUGUCGCACUUCCUCAUGGGACUUCCAUGGAUUUGGGGCUUUAUUCUGGGGUUUGUUUUGGGUGCCGUGUCUCCUGCUGUCGUGGUCCCGUCCAUGCUGCUGCUGCAGAAAGAUGGCUACGGGGUAGAACAGGGCGUGCCUACGUUGUUAAUGGCUGCUGGAAGCUUUGAUGAUGUUCUCGCCAUCACAGGGUUCACCACCUGCCUCGGCAUCGCUUUCGCCACUGGUUCCACCUGGUUCAACAUCUUCAGAGGGUUUUUAGAGGUUUUAGGAGGUGUAGUUGUGGGUGUGGCUCUCGGUUUCUUCCUCCGUUAUUUUCCCAGCAAGGACCAGAAAGCUCUUGUGCUGAAGCGUUCCUUCCUGCUGCUCGGCCUUAGUGUGUUUGCUGUUUUCGGCUCCAAUGUGGCUGGAUUUCCAGGUUCGGGAGGACUCUGUACACUCGUCCUUGCGUUCCUCGCUGGAACUGGCUGGGAAAACAAUAAGGCUCCUGUAGAGAAGGUUGUAGGUAAGGUAUGGGACGUGUUUCAGCCUCUGUUGUUUGGGCUGAUUGGAGCUGAAAUCAGCAUUCGUGCUCUAGAGCCCAUCACUGUGGCCCUGGGUCUUGCUGCCCUCAGCAUUGCCCUGAGUGUAAGGAUCUUCUUCACCUUCGUUAUGGUCCUCUGUGCUGGAUUUACUUUUAAAGAGAAGCUCUUCAUCGCUCUGGCUUGGAUGCCUAAAGCGACUGUUCAGGCUGCAAUAGGCUCGACAGCUCUGGACAUGGCACGUGUGAAGCAGCAUAAUGAAUUUCAGCAUUUUGGUAUGGACGUGCUGAGUGUGGCUGUUCUCUCCAUUCUCAUCACUGCUCCACUUGGAGCGCUGAUUAUCGGUCUGUGUGGACCAGGCCUACUGAGAAGACCCAAGAACCCGGAGUGGGCUGUGAGUCAGGGUACUCUGUCACCAUCAGAUGCUCGAAUCACCUAUGAGAGUGCAAUCUAAGGCUUACUGAAUUAUCCAGAACAGACGGUCAGAAGAGCAGUGACUAAAUCUCUAUUUGACUUUGUGAAUCUUCUGUGACUCUCCUGUGACUUCUCACUUUCUCUGCUGUGACUCAUUUUAAAGUUCUCCUCUGUGACUCCCAACUGAUACUCCACUGUGAUUCUCUAUCAAACACCAUGGCUCUCAUAAAGACCUUCCCAGGAAAGCCAUACCAAAAACUUACCUCUGUACGUUCAUUUAGAGUUACCAGCCUCAGAAAUCACCAAUUAACAAACAGCACUUCAGAUUAGAGCUGUUGUGAAGCUUUACAGAGCAUGAUACAUCUCAAUAUUAACUGGUCAAAUUUGUGAUUUUUUUAUUUGUGUAUUUUUGUAUUUUGAAUAAACACAUUCAUUAUUGCUUUACAGUGUAAAAAGAGAGAAUUAAAAAUCAGGAACGGCCAUGGAAUUAGGAAGUGUUACUAACAUCCCCGCCAACUUUUAAGGGGUAGUGUGUAUAUACAGUAUAUGUACAGUAUAUGAACUGGUUUGUUGUUACUCUUGAUUAUCUUAAGGCCUUUAUAAUUUUUAUAAUUAAGUGACUGAAAGAAUGUAAAAUAAAGGCAUGAGAGAAUGUGGA